Aphidius gifuensis is the source of this 2874-nucleotide messenger RNA. Its product is annotated as piwi-like protein Siwi. The record is from RefSeq and is a predicted model, not a curated record. The coding region runs from base 17 to 2680 and encodes 887 amino acids. Gene Ontology annotation, biological process: regulatory ncRNA-mediated gene silencing. The transcript is spliced from 2 exons. Gene Ontology annotation, molecular function: protein binding; piRNA binding. Gene Ontology annotation, cellular component: P granule. NCBI's taxonomy places the organism in Eukaryota, Metazoa, Arthropoda, Insecta, Hymenoptera, Braconidae.
UUUAUUACAGAUAAAUAUGAUGGAAUGUACUGCAAAAAUAGGCAGAGGUCGAGCUCGUGGAAUACGUCCUCUGAAGCUAGAAACAUUAAGAAAUAUUAGACCAUUACCACAUGCUGCAGCAGGUCCAGCUGCUCAAUGGGCUGCUCGACGUCCAGGACAAUUACAAACCUCGUCAGAUGAAUGUCCAGCAGAACUUAGCGAUGAAACGAUUAUAAAAACUGAUACAUCACCUGAACCAAUGCAAUCUGAAUCAAUGCAAUCUGAAUCAAUGCAAUCUGAACCAAUGCAAACUGAAGUUAUUAACAAUAACAACGAUAAUCAAGAUAAUGACAGUGACGAGAAUAAAAAUAAAUGUGAUAUCAUGACUCGUCCAUCACAAUGGAUUGAAUCAAAAAAAGGAAUCAGUGGAAAACCCAUCACGUUGAGAGCAAAUUAUUUAAAACUGAUAGCAGCUCCAGACUGGUGUCUUCAUAAGUAUCAUGUUAAUUUUGAGCCAGAAGAAAAUUCUAUUGCUAUACGUAAAGCAUUGAUUGGACUUCAUCAAAAGAAAUUUGGUGGAUAUGUAUUUAAUGGUACCGUCAUGUAUUCAAAUCAACGUUUACCAAAUGAUUUAACUGAACUGUCUGGUGUUCGUCAAACAGAUAAACAGUCAAUUAAAAUUUCUAUUCAAUUCAUUGACACACUUGAAAAAUUAGAUCCCAUUUACACACAGUUUUUUAAUGUUUUAUUAAAAAAAGCUUUUAUCCAUCUCAAUCUAUUGUUUGUUGGUGAAAAUAUUUUUGAUUUACACUUGAAAACUGAUAUUAAUGAACACAAUAUUGAACUGUGGCCUGGAUACAACACAUCAAUUUGUCAACAUGAACAAGAUGUGCUGAUGUUUGCCGACAUAACAUACAAGAUUGUUAGAAAAGAAAACAUGCUCAUGACUUUGAAUCGCAUCAAGGAAACAUAUGGCUUUGAAAAUUUUGAGGCUGCUUGUAAAGCUGAGAUGAUUGGUACAACUGUUUGGGUUGAUUACAAUGAUAAAUCAUACAAAAUUUAUGAUAUUGACUUUUCAAUGACACCAUUAUCAAAAUUUCAGUCAAAAAUUCAAGAAGAACAAGAUGUUACUUUCUUGGAGUAUUAUCAAACAAAAAAUAAUAUUUUAAUUAAUGAUUUGAAGCAGCCUUUGUUGGUCACUCGUUCAAGUGAACAUAAUCCUAUUAGAUCUGAUGACAUUGUCUAUUUAGUACCUGAACUUUGUCGAGCAAUAGGUUUAUCUGAUACAAUGAAAAGUGAUUCUAAACUUAUGGAAGCUUUGGCUGAACGAUCACGUAUACCAGUUGAAUCUUAUGCUCAAAAAAUAAUUGCCAUCAGUAAGCGUUUUAAUGAAAAUCCAUCAGCUGUUGCAGAGCUUACUAAAUGGAAUUUACAAUUAGAUCAACAACUUGUUACUAUCCCUGGUCGUAUUUUACCAGACAGUAAAAUUAUUUUUGCCAAUAAUUUGACUGUUGAAGUAUCGGGAUUGGAUCCAAAUUUAAAUUGGACGAGUCAAUUGAAAGUUCAUGGCCUUUUUCGUCCUGUAUUACUUAAUAAUUGGGUUAUAAUUGUGCCAAAAAGAUUGGCCAAAAAUGUUCGAGGAUUUAUUUCGUGUUUACAACAAUCACUCAACAACUUUCAAGUUCGUGAGCCUCAUUACAUUGAGAUUAUCAAAGAUUCACCACAAAGUUACAGCAAUGAAAUUGAUAAAUAUUUAAGUCACACAAAUCCUCAAUUGAUGUUUUGUGUUAUACCUGAAGAUUCUUCUGAUGUUUAUUCAGCAAUUAAAAAAAAAUGUUGCGUUGAUCAUUCAGUACCCAAUCAGUUGGUUUCAUCAAGAUGCUUCAAGCCAAAUAGUAUGCCAAUGAUUGCAACAAAAGUUGCAAUACAAAUGAAUUGUAAAAUUGGUGGUUCUCCUUGGAGUGUUCAUAUACCAUUAAAUAGCUUGAUGAUAAUUGGAUUUGAGAGUCGUCGUGAUACAAGUCAACCAGAUAGAUUUUUCAGUGCAAUGGUUGCAUCACUUGACAAACAUAUGGGACGUUUUAUUUCUAAAGUAUCAACUCACACUGAUGACAUUGGUUUGAUAAAUAAUUUUGUAAUUAAUAUUACUGCUGCUUUGCAUAAAUUCCAUGAAAUAAAUGGUGCUCUUCCUGAAAAAAUUAUUAUAUACAGAAUUAGUGUGCAAGAAGAACAAAUAACUAAUAUUUUUCUAAAUGAAAUUUCUCAAAUACAACUUAAACUUGCUGAUUUAUAUAAAUUACCAAAAGAUGACAUUCCAAUGGCAUAUGUUGUUGUUAAUAAAAAAGUAAACACACAUUUUUUCACUGAAUGUUUUGGACGAGCUGUUAAUCCACCACUUGGUACUGUUGUUGAUGAUAUUAUAACGUGCCCAACAAAAUAUGAUUUUUAUAUAAGUGGAAAAACAGUUAGAAAUGGAUCAGCUACACCUACAUUGUUUAAUGUCAUUCAUGACAAUGUGGCUCUUCAACCUGACAAAAUGCAAUUGUUAACAUUUCGCUUGAUGUUUAUGAAUUUCAACUGUAGUGGAAUUUGGCAUCUACCUGGUCCCUUACAAUUUGCACGUAAACUUGUCAAGUUGGCUGCUGAAGGAAUUCACUGUGAACCAAAUUCAAAACUUGGCUCGACUCUUUACUUUCUAUAAAAUGACAAAUAAAAACAAGUAAGUAAUUACAUUUUUAUGUAUUUAUUUAUUGGAGCAAUUAGUUAGAGUCAAGGACAAAACAUGACUCAAAACAGUAUGUAUCGUUUGGUAAAUACCAUUUGAUAUAAAGUUAUUUUUUAUUAUUUCAUUAUCUAUCAUUAUUAAUUACAAGUUAAUCAGUUGACUUUUUUUUU